Zophobas morio is the source of this 595-nucleotide messenger RNA. RefSeq names its product cuticle protein 19-like. The record is from RefSeq and is a predicted model, not a curated record. Lineage: Eukaryota; Metazoa; Arthropoda; Insecta; Coleoptera; Tenebrionidae. The transcript has 3 exons. Bases 74 to 472 code for a protein of 132 amino acids. Gene Ontology annotation, cellular component: extracellular matrix.
GGAAGAUUCAGUUUCUCCUAAACAGUCGUUAAUCUAGUGCUAGUGGUUGAUUUGUACCAGUGAAGUUUUUACAAUGUUUUGCUUAAAGCUGGCCCUGCUCUGUCUGGCUGUCGCCGGAUCAGCCUCUCCCGUGGUCUACCAAGAAGAAGACGCCAACGUCCUACAGUACGACGCUCAGCCGCAAGAGCACGAAGAGGACCACAUCGUGGACUACUACGCGCCGCCCAAGUACACGUUCAAGUACGGCGUGAACGAUUACCACACCGGAGAUAUCAAAAGCCAGCAGGAGAGCAGAGACGGAGACGUGGUCAAGGGGCAGUACUCGGUGGUGGAGCCGGACGGGUCCGUGAGGACCGUGGAGUACACCGCUGAUAAACACAGCGGGUUCAACGCUGUGGUGCACAAGACGGCGCCCACGCAGCACCAGCAGCAGGCGUACCAGGAGGAAGUGACGCCGCAGCAGCACUACUAAGGACAGGUGGAAGAGUAUUUAUUGAGCUUUAUUUAAAGGAGGUUGUUUAGGUUCUAGUCUUUCGAUUUGUAUUGUUCCUCUGAAUUUUGAUUGCUUUGUAAUAAAUUUUUGUUUUUCCUUAAA